Molecule: messenger RNA, 1017 nt
Organism: Malania oleifera
Lineage: Eukaryota; Viridiplantae; Streptophyta; Magnoliopsida; Santalales; Ximeniaceae
Product: thymidine kinase
Exons: 4
Coding region: 197-910 (237 amino acids)
Biological process (GO): thymidine metabolic process
Molecular function (GO): thymidine kinase activity; ATP binding
Source: RefSeq, a predicted model, not a curated record
UCAAAAACACUGCAAAAAAUUUUUGAAAAAAUUUCAAAACAGCGUACGCAAUUUCCACUUUCCAAUUCCUAUUUAUUGCAAAGAUGAAGUCCCUCCUUUCCCCAACUCUCCCGCUUCCCGCUCUCCGUCUCUCCUCCCAUCCUUCUCCCCUUAUCCGUACCUCUCCCGAGCCCUAGAUCUCUCUCACUCUUCCUCCAUGGCUUCCCUCAGAUCUUCGCUUUCCCUGAGCUCCGUCGAUGGUGCCACCAAUCGAAUGGGUUCGGUUCGCCAUGGUUCCGGCGAGGUCCAUGUCAUUGUCGGCCCUAUGUUUGCCGGCAAAACCACCGCCCUUCUCCGCCGGAUCAGAUCUGAGGACAGAAAUGGCAGAAAUGUAGCGAUAGUAAAAUCAAGCAAGGAUACAAGAUAUGCUGUAGAUUCAAUUGUGACACAUGAUGGAGCGAAAUUUCCAUGCUGGGCAUUGCCGGAUUUGUCCUCAUUCAGGCAGGAAUUCGGAGCUGAGGCUUAUGACAAGCUAGAUGUAAUUGGCAUCGAUGAAGCUCAAUUCUUUGAAGACCUUUAUGAUUUCUGCUGCAAGGCUGCCGACCAUGAUGGCAAAACUGUGAUUGUUGCUGGCCUAGAUGGUGAUUACUUGAGAAGGAGCUUUGGUUCAGUGCUUGACAUAAUCCCACUUGCUGAUUCUAUAACAAAGUUAACUGCACGUUGUGAUAUCUGCGGCAAACGGGCUUUUUUCACCUUGAGAAAAACAGAGGAGACCAAGACAGAACUGAUUGGCGGUGCAGGUGUUUACAUGCCUGUCUGUCGCCGGCACUAUGUAAAUGGACAAGCAGUCGUGGAAGCUGCGCGAGUAGUCCUGGAAUGUCAUAAAGCUCUAGCUGAUUCAUAUACGGAGGGUGCUUCCAUCAUGCAAUAACGUCUUGCUUCUUUCAGUCUAAUAUAUAUAUUUCUUAUGAAGGAUUGUUUCUUAUUUCCAUGGUUGCCAAUGAUGAAUUUGGAUCGUUCCUGGUUUCCUUGCAUCAA